AGCGCCCACUCUCCCGUGGUACAGGAAAUGGAAGCGGAAAGGGCGAGGAGACGCCUCCGAGGCGCCUCUCUAGGACGUUCCUCUCGUUCUCCCUAAUCCUCCCCCCCCCCAGCUCUGACGUCCCAGAGCUCCGUUGAGGAGGAUUUUCCUUCUCCGCCUUUUUCCCCCCUGGCGGCAUUUUGGGCGGCGGUGCAACUUCUGGGCGUCCGGCAAGGCUGCUCCUCGGCCCCGCUCCGGGCAGGUGGGGCUGCUCCUGCUCUCCCUCGGCCGGCCAGGAGGAAGCAGGGGACACCGGGAAAAGUGGACAAAAUUCCAGUUCUGAGAUUUUCAGCGUUUAGAAAGCCCUGCAACUGAGAAGGCUGGCUAGAGAAAUACUUCAAUAGGAGGUCCCCUCAGAGGAACUAGGAGAGACUCUUCAAGUGCUCUGAGGGCGAGAUAUCCUUUGCUCACAAAUCCCUCCUUUUGAUUAACUGGAAGCUGGACAUGGGGAAUGGAUCCCAGCUGUGUUUGAAGUGUGCGAAGUUGUUUCAUGGUUGUGAAGCUUUGCCAAGCAUCUCUGGAGCCACCCUAGACUGAAGCCCUACAGAUGUGGAGAGUGUGGGAAGCAUUUUGCUAAAGGCUGGGACCUCAGAGCUCCUUAGCGUAUCCACCAGGGAAAGAGUCCUCAGGAAGGCCUCAGUGUUUUUCCAGGGUCUCCAAAUCCAUGAGAAAAUUCAAAUGGAAAUAAAACCUUAUAAAUGCUUCGAGUGUGGAAAAUGUUUCACUCGGAGUUCAUCACUUUGCAAACAUAAUAAAACACACACAAAGGAGGAAAGCAGAACGUGCCAAGAAUGUGGGAAAUGUUUUUCCAACAAAUCAGCCCUGCAGCAACAUCAGACAGUCCACACUGGGGAGAGACCUUAUCAAUGUCUGGAGUGUGGGAAAUGUUUUUCCAGAAAAUCAGCCUUGCAGCGACAUCAGACAGUCCACACUGGGGAGAGGCCUUAUGAAUGUCUGGAAUGUGGGAAAUAUUUUUCCAGCAAAUCAGUCCUGCAGCAACACCAGAUAAUCCACACUGGAGAAAGACCCCAUGAAUGCCCAGAAUGUGAGAAACGAUUUGUGCGUUCUUCCGCACUUUGGAGACACCAAAAGACGCACACGAGAGAAAAACCCUACCAGUGCAUCGAGUGUGGAAAAUUUUUUGGUUCAAUAGCAAACCUGAGACAUCAUGAGAAUAUUCACAGAGGGGAAAAAAAAUUCAAAUGUUUAGACUGUGGGAGAGCAUUUAUUUAUUCAUCUUAUCUUAGAAGUCACUGGCAAGUCCAUUUAGGAGAGAAGCCCCAUAAAUGCUCGGAGUGCGAUAAAUGUUUUUCUAGGAGAGAUACCCUUGUGUUACAUCAGAGGAUCCACAGUGGAGAGAAACCACAUAAAUGUCCAGAGUGUGGGAAGUCUUUUUCUUGCCAACAAUAUCUUAGAAAACACGAGACGAUUCACACCGAAAAGAAGCCUUGCAAGCAUGUAGAAAAAAAUAAAAAUAAAAUGUGCUCACAAUGUGGGAAAUGUUUCUCCCAAAGGUCACAACUAAUUCGACAUGAGAGACUUCACACCGGAGACAGGCCCUAUCAAUGCCCAGAAUGCGACAAGCGAUUUGUGGUGUCUGCUGAACUCCGGAGACACCACAGGGGACACACAGGAGAGAAGCCCUAUAAAUGUGGGGAGUGUGCGAAAGGUUUCCUCACAGCAGCACUGCUUCGGGUUCACGAGAGAAUCCACACGGGGGAGAAGCCGUACAAAUGUGUAGAGUGUGGGAAAUGCUUUUCCCGGAAACAACACCUUGGACGUCAUCAAAAGGUCCAUAAAAGAAUGAAGCCAUAAAGACUCCUAAAGUGUAGAAAUGUUUUGCUUAAAAGGGAGAUAUCAGAAAACUCACAUGGGAAAAGGCCUAACAGGCCCUGAUGGUGGAACAGUUUUUCAUAGUUGUUCAACCCAUAGAAGUCAUUUAACAGUUCCUAAAGAGGGGGGGGGGGAAUUAGAAACUCUUAGAUCAUGAGAGAGCAUUUUUUUUUGUCAAUCAUCCCUUAAAAAUCAUACUUUAAUCCAGGUGUGUCAAACUCACAGCAUUUCGUGACGUGUUGUGACUUUUACCAUUGCCGGCAAUGGGGUGGGCGCAGAUUUGCUAUGAUGUAUCCAGCCCACGAGCUGGGAGUUUGACACCCCUGUUCUAAUCCAUAUAGGAAAGAUGCAGCAUAAAUGAAGAGAAGGACGAGGGGGGACAUGAUAGUCGUGUUCCAAUAUCUCAGGGGCUGCCACAAAGAAGAGGGA
This is a messenger RNA of Crotalus tigris (Tiger rattlesnake), 2301 nucleotides long. Its product is annotated as zinc finger protein 420-like. The transcript has 2 exons. Lineage: Eukaryota; Metazoa; Chordata; Lepidosauria; Squamata; Viperidae. The record is from RefSeq and is a predicted model, not a curated record. The coding region runs from base 718 to 1854 and encodes 378 amino acids.